AUGGUUGACGCCAAGGUACAGACCGAGUCGUCUCUACCGGCGACAGUGAUCGGUCUGGAGCAGGAUGUUCUCAUUGGUAAACGCAUUUGCAAAAGUUUUGGAUCACGGAAUUUUUGGGGCUCCAUAAUCGGUUGUUACUGGAUUUCGGGAGGUUUAUUCUAUAAAGUGAGUUUUGAUGAUGGUGAUGUGGAUAUUUUUUCAUCCGAUGAAGUGCUGCAAGAUGCGGCAGUGGCCAAAGAACAUGCCAAGGAGACACUGGAAAAGGGUCCUUCGAUCAAUACGAAAACGACAGUGGAUGACUAUUUUAUGACCAUGAGAUAUUAUAAUUUAAAGAGAAAGAGGGACAAUGUGGUGGACAUUACAGCUCUUCAUACGAGACGUAUUCAUUUGUGGGGUCAAAAACUCUAUGCAACCAUCUACACCAAUACACAAAAUGAGACGUUUAUUAGAGAAAUGCUCAAGACAGAGGACGGAAUAAUGGGAGAGAUGGAAGCUACUGGACAAGUUAAGGUGGGAGAUAUGAUUCUGGCUGUCAAUGAGAUUCGAGUACUGGGGAUGACGAGCAAGAAACUGGCAGAGCUUAUUAGAGAGCUUAAACGUCCUAUUGCAUUGACAUUCUAUCGGCCGCAGAAUUCAAGGAUGGCUAUGCAGCUGCAACAAGAACAGGCUCGACAGACUCAGGCUCUAGCAUCGUCGAGUGCGCUGACGACGACGGUACAGACACAACCAAUCCAGCAACAUUCUACACAACCGAUCCAGCAAAACCCGACACAACCGCAGUUUGUGCCGUCGGCUCAGCAUGUUGCCACAAUAUCUCAACAACGAGCUCGUGUGUCGGCAUCUGCUGUGGCGCCGUCAUCACUUGGCGUUGCUCGACCUACGCUUGCACAUCCUUCUUUGAUGGCUCAAAACAUAGCGGACCAGUGGAUUAAAAUGAGUAAUAUGUCGCGGACACAUGGCUUAUCGACCGAGGAAAUAGUCAAGCGAAGACUGAGCCAGAAAAUUGCUGCAAGGCAAGCCAACUUCAAGCCUGGAUAUCCGACGGGCAGGUUUGAUAAUGGAAAUGUAGUUUCUGUCGGCGGAGUUCCUCCUACCCAAAGCAGUAUGUAUCCACCUCAUCAGGUCCAGAUUAUGCAAGGCGUAGCUAACGCUGCUGCAGUGAGUUCUGCAUCAGGAUUUACUAUGCCCGCCAUACGUCAUGCAAGGCCGACACACCUUUCGCCCGGAAGUCAAUUUCAGUACAACCAGAAGCCUAGCCCGCGGCAACAUGCCGGUCCGUUGACCUCUGAACAAGUACAGCAGACCAAAGCCGUGUCUGGUCCAAGUGGGCACAUCAGUGAGCAAAUACAAUCCAGCGCUUCAGCAGAGCCGAGUGCAGGAGCGAACAAGAGUUCUGUUGCCUCACAUGUCGAACCGAAGCAGCGAGUUACCUCGUUGCAGCCUGAAAGAGUCCAGCAGGAAGCUUUGACUACGUCUCGGCACUCCUCUAGUCAAGAACUCGCAAGCGAUCAAAAUUUUGCUGUGAGCACCCCACGGGGAAGCCUCACUUCGACAAAUUCUGCACCCCCUAUUAGCAUGAACAUGCUAACUACGCGUGACGCCGAAGCAGUUGCAAGACUAGCUCAGACGAAUCAAAACGCUGCGGAGCAAGCCAUGAGCAGGUCGACUAGUAUAGCUUCGUUGCUGUCACCAAACCACGCUGCAAAUGAAGAAAGGCAGCGUAAUCAGCCGGUGCACAUGCCAGCAACAACUUCGUUCUUGCCGACAAGUACAUUGGGUGAUAAAGACCAAGUCACGACAAAGCGCAAGACGACAGAUUCGAUGUCGUUUCUGUCGCCGAAUGAUUUCAACACUGAGUUUAGCAUGCUGUCGCAUCAGAAUCUGUCAACAGGGACCGCAGGGAACAACCGUGCCGAAGUCAAGUCAAAUGUUAGUCUUGUGACCGUAAGUGUUUCUCGUCGCCGGUUGUACCUCACUUUAGGUGUCCAAGGUAGCUUCAUCGCUGUCACCUCCUUCGUUGUAGACGAAUUUGGUCGACCUGGCGAAGUUGAGGCGAGCGGCAAGGUGUUUCUCGGUGAUGUAUUAUUGCGUAUCAACGAAACCUUCAUCUCUGCUAUAUGGACGCCAAGUCAUGUGGCCGAUAUAGUGAAUAGGACGCCCCGGCCUAUGACACUUUGGUUCAAGCGUGCAUCGUGGGAUAUUCUAAACGGCAAGGCGUAG
Peronospora farinosa is the source of this 2220-nucleotide messenger RNA. Lineage: Eukaryota; Oomycota; Peronosporomycetes; Peronosporales; Peronosporaceae. The record is from the annotation of a GenBank genome assembly.